This is a messenger RNA of Mucor velutinosus, 2070 nucleotides long. RefSeq lists its product as uncharacterized. Gene Ontology annotation, cellular component: cytoplasm; histone deacetylase complex. Gene Ontology annotation, biological process: negative regulation of transcription by RNA polymerase II. The transcript has 8 exons. The record is from RefSeq and is a predicted model, not a curated record. Gene Ontology annotation, molecular function: histone deacetylase activity; transcription factor binding. Bases 1 to 2070 code for a protein of 689 amino acids. NCBI's taxonomy places the organism in Eukaryota, Fungi, Mucoromycota, Mucoromycetes, Mucorales, Mucoraceae.
AUGAUAAAGGAAUUGGUGCCCAAGCCAUCUCACUCGAGCGAUGCUCUUCCUCUCUAUCGCAAUGGGGAAUCAAAUUCACCUAGCUAUUACACUGAAAGCGACAGCAAUCUCUCAACGGGAUCUUCCACUGGAUCCACCAAGAGAAGAAGGCGGUCUACAAGACUGAACAGCUUGGGAUAUCAAAAGAAGACAGACAAGAAAAACAUGGCUCUUGCUCAAAAGAAGUUUAAAAAACUGGAUUUGGCUCCAUCUCGAGAGAGAAGUCAGAGCUGGUCUGUUGGCGAUCGAGUAGAAGCGAUCAAAUGGGCGGAUGAUGUGAAGGAGUGGUAUUGCGCUCGUAUCGUAGAGAUAACAAAAGAUCAUCAUGAUGAAACGCUUGUCUUUGUUCAUUACGAAGGAUGGCCACCAGAAGAGGCCGAUUGGAUAAGCCCCACAUUGCUUAGAGUCCCUCAGAGAGCAGAGAGCUUGCGGUAUGGCCCAGCAGGUGCAGAAUCUGACAGAUCUUGGAGGGACUAUGUUGAUUUUUACAAUUCAAAAAGAGGUGGUAUGGCAAGACAAAAUACAGGCAUUGUGCAAGACAGACGUAUGGGUUUACAUUGCUGUCCAUGUCAUUCUCGUGAAACCAUUCACCCUGAAAGACCUGAUAGAAUUGGCUCCAUUUUGCAAACAUUUCAUACCAACAGGAUGCUUCGAUAUUUCAAACGAAUUCACGCUCGAGAAACCACCACACAGGAGCUGCUCCGCGUGCACACGUUUAGUCAUGUUCGCAACUACUAUCCAUUAGAUGAGGAAACCAUGGUGAAGAAGGAAAAAAGGCCAUUGAAAAUAACGUCAAUUGCAGCACUACUGAAUCCUGAACCGCCAAAGAAUCCAUGUAUACAGCAGCUAGGUACUAUUGACAAAGUUUUACGCGGUGUCGGUGGCGACACGAUUAUCAAAGCUGACCAGGACCAUAUCAACAGACAACACCGUCGAUUCUCAACAGCGGCUGCUUUUGCUGAUGCAUCUCAGAGCAAUCCACAGCCAACAGCACCUCCUACGUUGGUGUGUAAAAUGACCUGUGGUGAACUGGGUAUUUCAGUAGAUACAACAUUCCACCCCCUGUACACUAGUUUAGCGGCGAAAGUAGCUGCUGGUGCUCUUCUCUCUCUUGUGGAACCGAUUGUUCAGGGUCAGCUACGGAAUGGAUUUGCCCUCAUUCGUCCUCCAGGGCAUCAUGCAGAAGAUGAUUUGGCUAUGGGCUUUUGCUUUUAUAAUAAUGUAGCUGUUGCUGUAGCGGAUACAUUGGAAAAAUACCCAUCAAAGAUCAAGAGAGCUGUUGUUAUUGACUGGGAUAUUCAUCAUGGCAACGGCACCCAAAAGAUAUUUUAUGAUAACCAAAAUGUUCUAUAUAUUUCAGUACACCGAUGGGAUCAUGGCAAGUUUUAUCCUUUCAGUGGAGCACCUAGCGAAUGUGGUGAAUAUGAAGGCAUUGGUAAAAAUGUAAAUAUUGCGUUUUCAGAAUCAAACAGAAAGCCAAAACCAAUGGGCGAUACAGAAUUCGCUGCUGCAUUCUAUCAUUUUGUAAUUCCAAUUGUCAAGCAAUUCGGACCAGAUAUGAUAUUUGUUUCAGCUGGUUUUGAUGCGGCCGAAGGACACCCAGAGAAUCUUGGCGGCUAUAAUGUAACACCGCGAGGAUAUGCAUUACUCACGAAAAUGGUCAAGGAUUUGGCUGAAGAUCUCUGUGAAGGUCGACUGGUGCUGACAUUAGAAGGUGGUUACGAACUUCAACCAUUAGCAAAGUCAUGUGCUGCAAGCGUGGCCCAGUUAUUCUUACCAAAUACCAUACCAAACCAGCAGAUUACAACUUUUCAAGAUACUCUUGACAGUACAAAACCGAAUCGAGAUGCAAUAGACAGUUUUCAAGAUAUAUUACGAUACCAAAAGAAGCAUUGGCACUUCUCUGAGGAGACGCUGGACCCCGAUUUCACGUUCUCUUUACCAGAUGAUUGGAGAGCUACUGAUAGCAUAACUACAAGACCACGCAGAGAUAAAAAGGCGGUCAAGACAUUGACCAUUGAGAGUUAUUAA